Aspergillus terreus NIH2624 is the source of this 4227-nucleotide messenger RNA. Its product is annotated as SKI complex subunit tetratricopeptide repeat protein SKI3. Gene Ontology annotation, cellular component: Ski complex. Gene Ontology annotation, molecular function: protein binding. NCBI's taxonomy places the organism in Eukaryota, Fungi, Ascomycota, Eurotiomycetes, Eurotiales, Aspergillaceae. The record is from RefSeq and is a predicted model, not a curated record. The transcript has 4 exons. The coding region runs from base 1 to 4227 and encodes 1408 amino acids.
AUGUCAAGCAAGUCCGCUCUCAAGGCAGUGCGAACGGCGCUGGAUGCGAAGGAUUUUGAGCUUGCAGCUGAGAAAGUCAAAGCGUUGGUGCAGCAAGAGCCUCAAAACUACCAUGCAAAUGUCUUUCUCGGUCUCGCGCUAGACAAGCUCAACAAGAACAAAGAUGCGGAAAAAGCCUACCUCGCUGCAACCCGGUUGAAAGAAGGAGACAAGACAGCAUGGCAGGGACUUGUCAGCUUAUACGAGAAGCAACAGAAACAAGGAACAGAUAGGCUGGAUGCAUACCGUGACGCCGUCAUCAGCUUGUGCCAGAUAUUUGCCGAGGCGGAUGACAAGCACCGCAGUCAAGAUGUCGUGGACAAGUACGUCGCGUUCACGAAGAAGAAUGGCUCACGCGCCCAAUACCGGAAAGCUCUGGAGCUACAUCUACCAGACAGUCCCAUCUAUUCUAUCCUCGAAGGACGGAUACCACACCCUUCUCACACCUACCUGCGCUUGAUUGAGAUGACCGAGUCCGAGGAAAAGGAGUUCAUCAAUAGAGAAAUCGGGGAGCGACGGACUCGCCUGGGCGCAAGAAUUGAUCAAGUCAUACUCGAAGUCAAACGAGAGGCAUUCAAGCGAAUCGAUUGGUCCCAUGAUGAUCAAGUUCGGCGUACGUAUGAGGAGAAAUUGCUGGAGAGGGGAUGCGACGUACUGGCAGUUCUUCCUCCGUCUGAAAAGGAGGCGAAGCGGGCGGAAGUCUGGAAAGCUGCCCAUGAUAUGGUCAUCAUUAAACACCCUUUCGAGCUAGCUUGGACGAUUUCCCUGGAAUGGCAAGAUGUUCAAAACUUCUCGGAAUGGGACUUGGGCUUCUUGCAAGACUUUAUCGAGUUCUUCCCUGAGCUAGGCCUCUCCAAGCUCCUGAAGGGCUUCCUAGCCAGUGAUAUCUCGCCAUUUCCCAAAGAGUCCCGGGAUUCGUCGCCGAAGGAGCAGGAGGCGGAGAAUGGGCAGAGCGACAAUCAGGAAUUGGCCGCUCAUGAUAGUUUGAUCUUGAUGGUGGAAGGACUAGAGACGUCGUCCUCAUCAAUUGUUGCUCAUCGAAUAAUGGCCGAGCUCUACCUGUCCCUUGAGGAAUACGAGAGCGCGGCAGAUGUCUCUCGUAAAGGACUCGUCAAUACCCAGGAUCUGUUCAAAAUGUCCGGUUUGAGCCUACGCAAUACUGUUGACUGCUUGAACAUAGUCCUUGCGAACUCUCUCAUUUACUACCAAUCACCUCGGAAUCACCCCGAGGCAAAGGCUAUAUUCGACGAGAUUCUGUCCAGGAAUCCCACUUCAACCAGUUGCCUCCUGGGAGUUGGCCUGAUUCUCAAAGUUGACGAAGACUACUCGGAAGCGGUUAAUUUCCUUGAGCGCGCGUUAGAUCGGGAUCCGACCAAUAUCAAGGUCCGUGGCGAACUCUCCUGGUGUAGAGCGUUGAACGGGGAUCUGUCUUCCGGUCUCGAUGGACUGCAAGAUGUUCUUGCAGAGUUGGAAAACUCCCGGUCAGAGAACAGGGAGUUCAAAGCCGAGAUCUAUUACCGGAUAGGUUACUGUCAAUGGGAAAUGGAUCCAUCGCCAGCCGCUCGCAAAGACCGCAAUGGCGCGUACGCAAACUUCCUUGCAUCGAUUCAGUCCAACAUGAACUACGCACCUGCGUACACCAGUCUGGGUCUGUACUAUGCCGACUAUAAGAAAGACAAGACCAGGGCUCGCCGAUGCUUUCACAAAGCUUUCGAACUAUCCCCAUCGGAAAUUGAAGCAGCGCAAAGACUCGCAAAAGCGUUCGCGAACCAGAAGGAAUGGGACCUGGUCGAAGCGGUCUCCCAGCGCGUGGUAGACUCGGGUAAAGCAAAACCGGCUCCCGGGUCCAAGCGGAAAGGAUAUAGCUGGCCAUAUGCAGCGCUGGGCACCGUUCAGAUCAACAAGCAGCAAUAUACUAAAAGCAUUGUGUCCUUCCAAGCCGCUCUUCGAAUUUCACCCGGCGAUUACCACUCAUGGGUCGGUUUGGGCGAGAGCUACCAUCAUUCAGGAAGGUUCAUUGCUGCCACCAAAGCAUUUGAGCAUGCCCAGCAGCUAGAAGAGUCUCUCUCCAACGAUGACAAGGAGCAGAUCUGGUUUGCUCGAUACAUGUUAGCGAAUGUCAAGCGCGAGCUCGCGGAAUAUGACGACGCGAUAAGAAGAUACGAGGAAGUUCUCGCUUUCAGGCCCAAUGAAUUCGGUGUCUCCAUUGCUCUCCUGCAAACACUGACAGAAAAUUCAUGGAAGAGCUUAGAGCUUGGUCUGUUCAACGACUGUGUUGAGCUUGCACGCAAAGCUAUUAUGGUAGCAACAUCGCUCGCCGCCGAAAGGGUCGAUAUUUUCAAUCUGUGGAAGGGUGUAGGAGAUGCGUGCUCAAUGUUCUCCUACGUGAGGCUCAAGGCAGCAAGAUUGCCCAUCAGUGAAGUGCAAGCUUUGCUCAACGCUCAAGCGGACCCUACAGUAUUCGAUAUCCUCACGGAUGUCGACGAGGUGGGCCACCAGCACGUGUCGUUGUUGAAAGAUGAGGAUCAAGAGGCGAUUAGUCCGUCAGAUAAAGCUCUAUACGCCUCGAUCCUAGCAUACAAGCGUGCUAUACAUGUCUCAGUACAAGAUAUUCAUGCCCAAGCGGUGGCUUGGUAUAACCUUGGAUGGGCGGAAUACAGGCUCUACAGGUGCGUCCAAGCAGCGAAGGGGAAGAAACAGUCGCGCAGACUUUUGAAGGCGGCGCUCCGUUGCUUCAAGCGGGCAAUCGAGCUCGAAGCUGGCAACUCGGAAUUCUGGAAUGCUCUUGGAGUGGUGACUACCAACAUGAGUCCUAAGGUGGCUCAGCAUGCUUUCGUACGAAGCCUUCACCUGAACGACAGGAGCGCACAAGUCUGGACCAACCUUGGCGCACUCUACCUCAUCCAUAACGAUCUCCCGCUUGCCAAUGAGGCGUUUACCCGUGCACAGUCUACUGAUCCCGACUACUCUCAAGCAUGGAUUGGGCAAGGGUUCUUGGCUCUGCUAUUUGGUGACCGACGCGAGGCACGUGGCCUCUUCGAACACGCAUUUGACAUUUCCAAUUCAUCGGCUGUCCUUCCCAAACAGCAGUUCACCCUCAGCUUGUUCGAUCACCUCAUGUCCGAUGCGUCUGUUUCGAACGAAGUAUCGCAGCUCAUUCAGCCCUUCUUUGCACUCCAGCAGCUUUGCUCCCAGGAUCCAUCGGAUUUGCCUUUUGUUCAUCUUGCGUCCCUGUUGGCUGAGAGAAUUGGCGAGCUCUCGGAUUCUGAGAGUAAUUUACGGGCUGUUUGUUCCGCCGUCGAAGCGGAAUACGAGGUGUCGGAGUCGACCGCGUCCCUUUCCAAGUUCGCGCAAGCAAACGCCGACAUUGCGCGUGUCCUUCUGGCCCGACAAGAGUUUGAAGAGGCCGCAGAAAAGGCAGAGACUGCCUUGAUGCUGUCCGGCGAGGAGGAUGCUGACAGAUUGGACCCUGAGGCGAACAGAAAACUGCGUCUAUCGGCACAUUUGACUGCUGGUCUGGCGCAUUACUACAUGAAGUCCAUGGACAACGCGAUCGAUAUGUUUCGAGACGCACUCCAAGAGGCAGACAAUGCACCCGACGUUGUGUGCCUUCUUGCCCAAGUGCUCUGGGCGAAGGGAGGGGAGGAGGAACGGGCCGUGGCUCGUCAACAGCUGUUUGAUUGUGUUGAAAGUAACCCUGACCACGUUGGGGCUGUCACACUGCUGGGAGCCAUCGCGCUCCUCGACGAUGACCGGGAUGCGAUUGAGGCAGUUGAAUCUGACCUUCAGAGUAUGAUCACGAGGGAUGAUAUUGAGAUCCACGAGCAGUCGAAGCUGAUCAAGCUCCUGACGGCCAUCUCCACUUUGGGCUUUGGUGAUACCACAGACAUCCCGGAAGAGACAAGACGCCUUGGCGAGGCCACAGCGGCAGUCAUGAGGGCACCUUACCAGCCUCAGGGUUGGAUGGAAUUAUCGGCGGCGUCUAGUGAAGCGGCCCCGGCGGAGAUGGGCGUCAAGAGAGCUUUGCGAAGCGUACCACCUCGAGGGCAUCUGGAUGCCGUUGACCUCUCCGAUGCAUAUGCGCAGACUGGGAAAGCGAGUGAUGCACUGCGGGCAAUCAUGGUUGCGCCAUGGAAACAGAGUGGGUGGGAAGAACUGAAGCAUGCGGUGACUGCCACGACUUCUUAG